AUGGUCCCCGGCCAGUCCAUCGUCCUCUACUCCCGACUCCACUUGGUCGUACAGAGCCAAACGCUGCUGCGGCGGGUGCUGUACCUGAUUAUCUUCGACACGAUUGUCCUACUUAUUCCGACGACUGUGCUCACCUAUUGCACGAUCUAUGUCCGCACCACGCCCGUGAUUCGGGGGUUCAAUGUGAUGGAGCGAAUGCAGCUGGCUUGGUUUUGCGCACAGGAAAUUCUCAUCUCGCUCAUCUACAUCGCCGAGACUUUGAAGCUGCUACGUUUGCGGCCCGAAAAGGACGCUGAACGGCAUAAGACCAUGUAUGAAUUAAUAGCCAUCAACCUGGUGAUCAUUCUCCUAGAUAUCGCGCUCCUGGUUCUGGAGUAUGUCGGACUCUACACACUCCAGACCACCUUGAAGGCUGCAGUCUACAGUGUGAAGCUGAAGCUGGAAUUCGGCGUCCUGAGGAAACUGGUUUCACUGGUCCAUGCCCGCCCGGCGGAGUCGAGCUCCUCGGAUCAGGACACCUACCCGACAUUUGUUGAUCCCAACCAGAUCACGGGAGAUGUGACACGUGCUGCCCCCGCCUACAGUCGACGGCAGUCGCAGUACCCGUGGACCGCCAUCUCCAUGGACAGCCUGGUCCUAUCCGAUCGCCGAAGCUGUGAUAUAUCUCACACCAGGGCUACACCGAUACUGAUAUCGGGUACCAGUCCGCAGAGAACGGCCUCUGCCCUGGUGAAGGGCCCGCCACCCAAGCAGGUUUCCCGUGCAUUGUACAGCAAAUGGCCGGGAAUGCGGGAAAUGUGGCUGCAGCGAUGGCUAGGUUCGCCCAUACAUGGCUGCCCGGACCAGAGUCUUGUCACUCCGAUCCCAUAUGAUCACUCAUGUAUCCCCGUAGACAGCCAUAGAGCGUGUCCGCAGGGCCCUGAACGAGCCCGGCCGAAAGAGAAAAUCGCCUCUGGUGGGUCGGAACUAGUCCGACGUCCCGGAAAAUUGGAACUAUCGUCACCCGCAGCACUGGCCAAGCAACCGGGCGAUUCAAUCGUACCUGAUUCCUGGGAGUCGGAUGCAAUGGUACGUGGCGCUGUCACUGCCAGUGCCACUGAACUUUCCGACCAGGAUGAAUUCAUUGUUGUCAUUGUUGUUGAACGGUUGCUUAAAGCUACCCAAUUAUUUGGGAUGAACAUGACUAACUGGCCUGUAACCCUGGAGGACUGCGAUGAUGUCAUCAACAGGUCAACUUCAAUCUCUGGAACGAGACGUUCACGGAGAGGUUGUCUGAAGGUUUCAUCUCACUCUAAAUUAUUAUCCGGGUCGAUAAGUUUGGGAGGUGUGUCGGGCGGGACGUCCAGUGGAGGGAUCACCCGCGCUGCUGAUUGGUCCCUGCCAACUUUUGGCCACCAACGGCUGGCCGCUAACCCCAAAGAAGGCAUCCGGCCAUCGCUUACCCGCUCCAUCUGGCAGUCCAACCCAUGGGGAACGACAGAGAGUCCGUCCCUCAUGAAAUUGAUUCUUUUUCCUCCUCCUCUGACUGCUCCAUCUGCCUGUUUCUUCGCUAGAAACCCUCGCUUAAGGGGCGUUUGGAUUCCCGAAUACCUUACCUCUCGGUCGGUAACCGGGCUCCAUCUGACUGUUCGGGCAUUGCGACAAACUAAAUCACCUUUCGCCGCUGCGACCAUCUAUAUAGUGGUAGUAUAUUACUCCUUACUAUCAGCCCGCCUGCCACCACACCCCUCCGCCCCCCGGGUCUCAGCCUCCCCGUCUUCACCUACUGUUAGUAUGUGUUUUGGUUUAUCUUCCCCGUCUGGUCGAGUAUAG
This is a messenger RNA of Aspergillus niger, 1812 nucleotides long. RefSeq lists its product as uncharacterized. NCBI's taxonomy places the organism in Eukaryota, Fungi, Ascomycota, Eurotiomycetes, Eurotiales, Aspergillaceae. The coding region runs from base 1 to 1812 and encodes 603 amino acids. The transcript has 6 exons. The record is from RefSeq and is a predicted model, not a curated record.